CGGUCUUUCGUGUCAACGGAGAUUACCCAUUAGCUUGAUUCGCAAGAAAACCAAUCUCCGCUUCUGUGGAGAGAUUACUAGGGAGGCUGUUUCUGGGUCCAACGAUAUGACUAUUACUGAAGUUAGGGAAGAUGACGAAUCGGAGAUUGAAGCUCCGCUUCUCGAUCCUGAGUCGCUCUCAAAGCCUAGGAGAAUUGCUCUCUUUGUUGAGCCUUCACCGUUUGCCUAUGUCUCCGGAUAUAAAAACAGAUUCCAGAAUUUCAUUAGGUAUCUGCGUGAAAUGGGAGACGAGGUUAUAGUUGUGACGACACAUGAAGGUGUUCCUGAAGAGUUUUAUGGAGCCAAAGUCAUUGGAUCAAGAAGCUUCCCUUGCCCUUAUUACCAAAAGGUUCCACUCUCGCUUGCGCUUAGUCCAAGAAUCAUCUCUGAAAUUGCACGGUUUAAGCCUGACAUUAUACACGCUUCAUCUCCCGGGAUAAUGGUCUUUGGUGCUCUGGCAAUAGCAAAAAUGCUCUCUGUACCAAUAGUAAUGUCUUACCACACACACGUCCCUGUAUACAUCCCAAGAUACACUUUUAGUUGGUUGGUAAAACCAAUGUGGUCUAUAAUAAGAUUCCUUCACAGAGCGGCUGAUCUUACAUUGGUUCCUUCUGCUGCCAUUGGAAAAGAUCUUAUAGCAGCUGGUGCAACUGCAGCUAAUCAACUUCGACUUUGGAAUAAGGGUGUCGAUUCAGAAAGCUUCAAUCCCCGUUUCCGUUCUCAAGAAAUGCGUAUAAGACUAAGUAAUGGUGAACCAGAAAAGCCACUAGUGAUCCAUGUAGGUCGUAUCGGCGUAGAGAAGAGUUUGGAGCUUCUAAAGAGUGUAAUGGACAAAUUACCUGAAGCUCGGAUUGCUUUCAUUGGAGAUGGACCAUACAAAGAGGAUCUUGAGAAGUUGUUUACCGGAAUGCCAGCGGUUUUCACGGGAAUGUUGCAAGGCGAUGAACUCUCACAAGCUUACGCAAGUGGAGAUGUGUUUGUGAUGCCAUCAGAGUCAGAGACACUUGGCCUUGUGGUUCUUGAAGCAAUGGCUUCAGGACUUCCUGUAGUUGCGGCCCGUGCCGGUGGAAUCCCUGAUAUAAUCCCUGAAGACCAGGAGGGAAAAACCGGGUUUUUGUUCAACCCUGGAGAUGUCGAAGACUGCGUGACAAAGCUGAGAACUUUACUGCACGACCGUGAAACAAGAGAGAUCAUUGGAAAAGCGGCAAGAGAAGAAACAGAGAAGUAUGAUUGGAGAGCAGCAACAACAAAGAUACGCAAUGAACAAUACAGUGCAGCGAUUUGGUUCUGGAGGAAAAAGAAAGUUCAUGUUUUGGGACCAAUCAAUUGGUUGAUUAAACGACUGUUUCCAGUGCCGGAAGUUAACGUGUAGAAAAAGCAAUGAACGAAGAUUUGGUUUGGAAUGUGAAGAUUUGAUAGUUGGUGGUUUCUUUUACUGAAAAUCUUCUGUUGGGUUUAUGGUGUUUAUCUUAUACUUGGAUAAUUGGAUUGCUUAUAUAUGUUCAUGGAAAGGUUGACGUUGUAAAUUGUAAGAUAUGGUUUAAAACCUGGUUUGGACUUUGGCCUUUAGGGUUCUAGUUUUUUUUUUACAUCACUACUUUUGUGUUUUUAUUUAUAUGUAGUAAAAUCAUUGUUUUUUC
Molecule: messenger RNA, 1679 nt
Organism: Arabidopsis arenosa
Lineage: Eukaryota; Viridiplantae; Streptophyta; Magnoliopsida; Brassicales; Brassicaceae
Source: the annotation of a GenBank genome assembly